UGGAAUUUAAUUGUUGGGAUUUAAAUUGGGAGCUCUGAAAAUGGGUCCCGUUUUCGGGACCGCUUCUUGUUUCGUGAGCGGUUGUCGGGAGAGGAAAUUUGGGGAGCGACCUCAGCCGCAACGCCUAACCAGAGAAGCAAUGCGGAAUUACCUAAAGGAGCGGGGUGAUCAAACAGUACUAAUUCUUCAUGCGAAAGUUGCACAGAAAUCAUACGGAAAUGAAAAAAGGUUUUUCUGCCCUCCGCCUUGUGUAUACCUUAUGGGAAGCGGGUGGAAGAAAAAGAAAGAACAAAUGGAACGAGAUGGCUGCUCUGAACAGGAGUCUCAGCCUUGUGCAUUCAUUGGAAUUGGUAACAGUGACCAAGAAAUGCAGCAGUUAAAUUUGGAAGGAAAGAAUUAUUGCACAGCCAAAACUUUGUACAUAUCUGACUCCGACAAGAGAAAGCACUUCAUGUUGUCUGUAAAAAUGUUCUAUGGUAAUAGUGAUGACAUUGGUGUAUUCCUCAGUAAACGAAUUAAAGUCAUCUCCAAACCUUCCAAAAAGAAGCAGUCCUUGAAAAAUGCAGACUUAUGUAUUGCAUCAGGGACAAAAGUGGCAUUGUUCAAUCGACUUCGUUCUCAGACAGUCAGCACGAGGUAUUUACACGUAGAAGGAGGGAAUUUCCAUGCUAGUUCACAGCAGUGGGGAGCCUUUUACAUCCAUCUUUUGGAUGACGAAGAAUCCGAGGGUGAAGAAUUCACAGUACGAGACGGCUACAUUCAUUAUGGACAGACAGUGAAACUUGUGUGUUCAGUAACUGGCAUGGCACUCCCUAGACUGAUAAUACGUAAAGUGGAUAAACAGACAGCAUUGCUAGAUGCAGAUGAUCCAGUAUCGCAGCUCCAUAAGUGUGCUUUUUAUCUGAAGGAUACAGAGAGAAUGUACCUGUGCCUUUCUCAGGAGAGGAUAAUCCAGUUUCAAGCCACUCCAUGUCCAAAAGAACCAAACAAAGAAAUGAUAAACGAUGGUGCCUCUUGGACAAUCAUCAGCACAGACAAGGCAGAAUAUACCUUCUAUGAGGGGAUGGGGCCUGUGCAUUCACCAGUUACUCCAGUGCCUGUUGUAGAAAGCUUACAGGUGAAACAGGCUUGCAAAUCUUACACAUGCCACCACCCAAAGUUUAACAAAGGUGGGGAUGUAGCCAUGCUGGAACUUACUGGACAGAAUUUCACACCAAAUCUCCGGGUUUGGUUUGGGGAUGUAGAAGCUGAAACCAUGUACAGGUGUGCAGAGAGCAUGCUGUGUGUGGUUCCAGAUAUUUCUGCAUUCCGCGAGGGCUGGAGGUGGGUUCGGCAGCCAGUUCAGGUCCCUGUCACUUUAGUUCGAAACGAUGGGAUUAUCUACUCCACCAGCCUUACUUUCACUUACACACCAGAGCCGGGGCCCAGACCACACUGCAAUGCUGCUGGAGCCAUCCUCCGAGCACACUCAAGCCUGAUGGCAUCAAGUGAACCCAACACAAAUAGCGAGGGAAGUUACACAACUGUCGCCACAAAUUCUACCAACGUCACAUCUUCAGCAGCAACGGUAGCAUCAUAACCUGCAAACUUAAACGAAAGACUUUAAAGUGACAAGUGCUGCAUAAAGGAAAAAAGAAGAAAAAAAAAACAACUGUAGUCUUGGACACCCAUUGUGGUUUCGUAGGGACAAACCUGUUUUGACCUGAACGCUGAAGUGAAGAGUUGGGAGCCCAGAUCAAAUAAUGGUAAAUAAAGAAACCACAUGACACGUCAGCCAUGUAUAAACUUUAAUAAAGAAAAGUCUAUUUUUCAGUUUUUUUUUGUAAAGGGGCAAGAUGUGUGUGUGUGUGUGGCUGGAGGUUCAGCAAAGUAGAAGAAAGCAUAUAAAACAUGAUAACGUAGGUUUUAUGGACCAAGGAUCUUGUAUAAGCUUUAGUAAAGGUACAUUUUCACCAUACCUUUUUUUGUAUUAAACAUAUAGUACACUUUUGUUACCAAAUAGUUUCUAUUUUUGCGCUGAAGUAUAUCCAGGUCACAGGCCUGGCCUUGCUUGUGUAUUAUAGCUAUCUUACUCUUCCAGUGAAACGUGUAGUUUGGUCUCUGACUGGAACUACUUUUUUUGUUUUUGUUUUUUAAACUAAAGUCUUGUGACUUUACAAAACCGAAGGUGUGGUAACUUCAUUAUAGUAGAACUUCAGAGGGCCUAUUUGUUUCAGUUAUAUGAAUUCUAAAAAAAAACAAGAAAAAAAAACAAGCUUUAAGCAGUGCCUCUGCCUUGCCUGCAAUACCUGAUGUACUCUAACCUUUUAAACGUUUUUAUAAAUCAUUGUGAAUUGGAGCAGGAGUGUUCUGUCUAGUACUUUCGCUUGUUUCAUUUUUCUUAUUGUAUUUCUGAAUUUUACAUCUGAGGUUCUGUCCUUAUCCGAGUUCCGAAAUCAAAGUAUUCACAUUAGCAGUUGUCGGUUUAGGCCAUGCCAAGCUCAAACAUUUUAUAUGGUUAAUUUGCAUUAUUUGUCUAAUGUUAAAUAAUUCCUAAAGGGUUACACAUUUAAUUCAGUUUUUCUGUAAUUUUGUAAUCUAGUAUUUUAAAUGCAUGUAACCCCUAUAAACAAAUAUAAAGGCAAAAUUAACCAAAUGUGUAUUUUUUAAUGCUGUAUGCAGUCCUGUCAAAGUGCUGGUGUUAAUGUUUGUUCACAUGUUUUUUUAACCACCCUGUCUUCCCAAUGUCUGAGUUAUUUUAUAGACAUAAUGCUGAUGAUCAUUGUGCUCAAUAUGAGCAGUUUGAGACUGAUAUUUGAAUUAGUUGUGGCCUUGCUGCUGCUUCUGUGCUGGAAAGUGUUGAUUUUUUUUUUUUUUUUUUUUAAAUGCCUUGUCAUUUUGCUGUUCAAUCGCGUUUGAAUUUUUGCAGCUUUUAAAAAUGUUUUAUUUAAUUUUUUUAAAUUAUGCUUUGGCCAUGAGGUUGAGAAGGGAGUGUCUGUUAAAGAGCUUAUUAUAUAAAUCAACAGAUGGCAUGCACUGUACAACUGGAUCCUGGUAUGGUCCUACUGUGGUUAUAUGGCUAUAGAUACAUUCGUAUUGUAUUCGAAUAGUUUAGCCCAUCUCCAGCUACAGCUGUGUACUUACCUUUUUGUUUCCCGUGCAUUGUCAGUUUGAAUAAUUGGACUUUGUGGAAGUAACAUGAUAGAGUAGUAAUAACUGGGUGAGGGCAUUUUCAAUCGGUUCGCUUUGUAACUGGUACUGUACAUAGUCCUUAUCCACAUAUGCAACAGUAUUCCCUAUUCAGAAAAUCUGGGAGAGCUCUUAAAGGGAAAAAAUAAAUAUUCCCAAUUUUAUAGUGACAAUGCCUUAGUAAAGCGCUUAUAUGGAAAAUUCUGAUCUAGAAUACUAAACUACGAGUCCAGUGUAGCUGCCCAUAAGACUUACUAAGCAAGUAAUUUUUUCUGAAAUACAGUGGCUACUUUUUAUUCAGAAAAGUGUACCUGAGGUUUUCCUUAAUCAACCACUGACCCUUUUUCAAUGUGCUUUUAGUAUUCAUUCUGUACAUUUAUAACCCUUUGUGGUCCUGUGUCGGACUAGGUCUGACAUUGCAAUUUUCCCUUUCCAGUCCGAUGUCGGACCCUGUCUGACAUCAUCAAAAAGAUGUAAAGCACAGGUCUCUAGUUGUUUUUUCUACGGAAUAAGCCGAGAAAACUUUCAAUGGCUGAAUGAGACCGAUAGGAGCCGAUUGAAACCAGAAAAAAAAGGGCGUAUCAUAGCCUCUUGCAUUACAGCAGGCCUUCUCAAUCUCGGUCCUCGGGACCCCCUGUGGCUGCUGGUUUUCAUUCCAACCGAGCUCUCAAUUACUUAA
This is a messenger RNA of Polyodon spathula (Mississippi paddlefish), 3847 nucleotides long. RefSeq names its product recombination signal binding protein for immunoglobulin kappa J region b (gene rbpjb). The coding region runs from base 41 to 1579 and encodes 512 amino acids. Gene Ontology annotation, molecular function: RNA polymerase II cis-regulatory region sequence-specific DNA binding; DNA-binding transcription activator activity, RNA polymerase II-specific. Gene Ontology annotation, biological process: regulation of transcription by RNA polymerase II; Notch signaling pathway. Gene Ontology annotation, cellular component: MAML1-RBP-Jkappa- ICN1 complex; nucleus. The record is from RefSeq and is a predicted model, not a curated record. NCBI's taxonomy places the organism in Eukaryota, Metazoa, Chordata, Actinopteri, Acipenseriformes, Polyodontidae. The transcript is spliced from 11 exons.